GGGUGCCAAUUCGCAUCCCAGUUGCUCCAUUUCUAACCGAAUGGCCUGGGAAACCAGUGGAGGACAGCCCAACUCCUGGACCUGUCUAAUGUGGGAUAUAGAGGGAACUCCUGGUUCUGGCUUCCUUAAAUGGCCAUCUGGGGAAUGAGCCAGCAGACAGUAGAUCUCCCUCUGAUUUCAAAACAUAUACAUAGUAAAAUAUGCUGAACAAAAAUUUAUUGAACAUUUGUCCAUCCAUUAAGUAAAUACUAAAAAUGUUCUAAUGACAAUAAAUUAUAGUAAGGAAAAUAUUGAGGAUCAUUAAAAUAUUUCAGUGCCUUAUCCUAUGCAUAAAAUUAAAAGCAGUUUCUUUACUGGAACUUACAGUUAGACUAGAAAGUAGGCACAGCAGUUUUUAAAAGGACAAAGAGAAGGGAAAAGGCAUGUGUGGCAAACAAGUAUACCUUUCAGGGAAUGAAGCUUCGAGCUAAACCUCUACAUAAAGACUACGGAGAGGGUCAUACCUAAGUACAUGGAACUGGGAGCCUUUUUUUUUUUUUUAAGCAUCCCUGGUUAGAGGGAAAUAGAUCUCCAGGUUCUGACGGAAAGAGCCACCGCCUGCUCCCCGAGUGCGUUUGGCCAACACAGCCCAUCUGAGACGGGAAGAGUGUUUUCUGGGGAGCGCGCAGGUCUGGCCCCGCAGCGCACUACAAUUCCCGUCGUGCUCCUGGCCCGCCGUGGCCUCCGGCGAGCGCAGACUCGCUGUCCUCUAUCGCCGCCGGCUGCAGAGGCUGGGCGGGGCGCCCGCCGUGCGGGGCCACCCUGCCACUGCUCCCUGGGGCCUCUCUUCGGACUGUUGACCUCGAAUGAGGAACGAGCGGGGCGGGAAGGGGAGGGCUGCGGCGGCGCGGACAGAGCCCGCCGGGCCCGGCGCGGGGGGCGGCGAGGUCACGUAACGGCCGCUCUCCCCGGCAUCCCGAGCGCGCGCCGCGGCUCGGAAACAGUUACCGGCUAGUAAACAACAGCUGCGCGCGCACCCGCCUCAGCUGGCGCCGGAUCCCGCACCUGCGACCUCCUCAGCCCCCCGCUCCUGCCCGGUCGGGGCCGGCGUUCUGGGCCGUCUCCUCAGCCGGGACCCCUGGGAAGACCUGCGCCGGGGCCGGGGUCGGGCAGAAGGCGCCUCCCGGAGAAACGGGGUGGCCCGCUCUGUCACGCGCCAGAGCACCCAGCGAGCCGGCCGUGGGCUCAGCGGACUAGCAGCGACCUGCCACGACCCCGAGCUGCAGUCGGAGCUGUCCUGACCGGCUAGCCGCCUGCCGCCUGAUCCCGGGGACCUCUCUCUGCCAGAAGAGCGGGCGCGCCACCCCCGCAGACCUCCCCGAGGCAGCCUCCUCCUCCUCCUCCCGUUCUCCUCCAUCCAGUAGUGUCGCUUAUUUUUCCCGUUAUGCAUGUGCACCUCUCCCACCAGACCCAAGUGGAUUAUCGACCUCCAAAACACCGGGUGGCUCUGCACACUCCUCCUCCCAGCCAGACCUGUGGGGUGUUCACCUGAUACACAACAGGUGGCCGGGUGUACACCUUUUCGCAAUCUGAUCCACGCUCUAUUCGCCCGGUAAAAGGGUGGGCUUGCAUCCGCCCUGCUCUGCUUAGGACUGGGGAACACUCAGCAGAUCCAGGACUACCUACCUCGGAAGGAACUGGGGCGGAGGACAGGGGGGUUUCUGCAGCUUCUGUGAGGCCAUGGCCCCGCGCCCCCAGCCCCGGGCCAGGGGAGACAGCUAGGUCGUGCUUCUGAAGGAUCAAAGCUACUUGACAUUGGGACCGUUUCAGUGUUUGUUUUUUUCUCAAAAGGAAAAAAAAAAAAGUCUCAGCUAUUGGGGUUGCACUUUUUAAGACAAUUGGCUUGAAUACUUAGUAGGAUUCUUAUUUGGGGCUCUGUGGUGAAGGCGAUUGAGGGUUGGUUUUCUCUUUUUUAAGUUUUCUAUUUUUGUCAUCAAAGGUAACUAGUGUAGGAGCAAAAUUCUUGUGAGGUUUUUUUCUCUUUGUUCUUCAAAGUAAGAAAGGAAAAUGCAUCCUCCGGAAACGACCACCAAGAUGGCUUCAGUUCGGUUCAUGGUGACACCAACGAAGAUCGAUGACAUUCCGGGCUUGUCAGACACCAGCCCGGACCUCAGUUCUCGAUCCAGUUCCCGCGUACGGUUUAGCUCCCGGGAAAGCGUGCCUGAAACCAGUCGGAGCGAGCCCAUGAGUGAGAUGUCGGGAGCCACCACUUCUCUGGCCACUGUUGCCCUGGAUCCAGCCAGUGACAGGACUAACCCCCAGGAUGUUACCGACGACCCGAGUCAGAACUCCAUCACAGGGGAACACAGCCAGCUGUUGGAUGAUGGGCAUAAGAAAGCUCGAAAUGCUUAUCUCAAUAACUCCAAUUAUGAAGAAGGAGAUGAAUAUUUUGAUAAAAACUUGGCACUCUUUGAGGAAGAAAUGGACACCAGGCCAAAGGUAUCUUCUCUCCUCAAUCGCAUGGCCAAUUACACCAAUCUGACCCAAGGUGCAAAGGAGCAUGAAGAAGCAGAAAACAUCACUGAAGGGAAAAAGAAGCCCACUAAGACCCCCCAAAUGGGUACUUUCAUGGGUGUCUACCUCCCUUGUCUGCAAAAUAUUUUUGGAGUGAUCCUCUUCCUCCGCCUCACGUGGGUUGUGGGCACAGCUGGCGUUCUCCAGGCCUUUGCCAUCGUCCUUAUCUGCUGCUGCUGUACCAUGCUGACUGCUAUCUCCAUGAGUGCCAUUGCCACUAACGGAGUGGUGCCAGCUGGAGGCUCAUACUUUAUGAUCUCCCGGGCUCUGGGCCCAGAGUUUGGUGGCGCUGUUGGCCUCUGCUUUUAUCUCGGUACCACAUUUGCAGCAGCCAUGUAUAUCCUUGGAGCCAUUGAAAUUUUUCUGGUGUAUAUUGUUCCCCGGGCUGCCAUCUUUCGCAGUGAGGAUGCUCUCAAAGAAUCGGCAGCCAUGCUUAAUAACAUGCGUGUCUAUGGCACAGCUUUCUUGGUUCUCCUAGUCCUGGUGGUGUUCAUCGGCGUGCGUUAUGUGAACAAGUUUGCCUCUCUUUUCCUGGCCUGUGUCAUUGUGUCCAUCUUGGCCAUCUAUGCUGGAGCCAUCAAGUCGUCUUUUGCCCCUCCACACUUCCCGGUCUGCAUGUUGGGUAACCGCACUCUUUCCUCAAGACACCUUGAUGUGUGCUCUAAGGUCAAGGAAGUUAACAACAUGACAGUCCCAUCAAAGUUAUGGGGCUUUUUUUGUAACUCAAGCCAGUUUUUCAAUGCCACCUGUGAUGAAUACUUUAUUCACAAUAAUGUCACUUCAAUCCAGGGCAUUCCUGGGUUGGCUAGUGGUAUCAUUACAGAGAAUCUUUGGAGUAAUUACCUACCCAAGGGAGAGAUUAUAGAAAAACCCUCAGCCAAAUCGUCUGAUGUUCUGGGCAGCUUAAAUCAUGAAUAUGUCCUUGUUGACAUCACCACCUCCUUCACUCUCCUGGUGGGGAUCUUCUUCCCCUCUGUCACAGGGAUCAUGGCUGGAUCAAACAGAUCUGGAGAUCUGAAGGACGCCCAGAAGUCCAUCCCCAUCGGCACGAUCCUUGCCAUCCUGACCACGUCCUUCGUGUAUUUAAGCAAUGUUGUUCUUUUUGGUGCUUGUAUUGAAGGGGUUGUACUCAGAGACAAGUUUGGGGACGCUGUGAAAGGUAAUCUGGUGGUAGGCACCUUAUCUUGGCCAUCCCCAUGGGUGAUAGUUAUUGGCUCAUUCUUUUCAACAUGUGGGGCUGGACUCCAGAGCCUCACAGGUGCACCAAGGCUGUUGCAAGCCAUUGCCAAGGAUAACAUCAUACCAUUUCUAAGGGUUUUUGGUCACAGCAAAGCCAAUGGAGAACCCACCUGGGCUUUACUUCUGACUGCCGCCAUUGCAGAGCUGGGAAUCCUUAUUGCCUCCUUGGAUCUUGUGGCUCCGAUUCUCUCCAUGUUUUUUCUCAUGUGUUACCUCUUUGUGAACUUGGCAUGUGCUUUGCAAACCUUACUUCGAACACCCAACUGGAGACCCCGAUUCCGCUACUACCACUGGACCCUGUCUUUCAUGGGAAUGAGUAUCUGUCUGGCUCUGAUGUUCAUCUCUUCCUGGUAUUAUGCCAUUGUUGCCAUGGUAAUAGCUGGCAUGAUCUACAAGUAUAUUGAGUACCAAGGAGCUGAGAAAGAGUGGGGUGAUGGUAUCCGCGGGCUGUCCCUCAGUGCAGCCCGGUUUGCUUUACUUCGCCUGGAGGAAGGACCUCCACACACUAAGAACUGGAGACCUCAGUUGCUUGUGUUACUGAAACUAGAUGAAGACUUACAUGUCAAGCAUCCUCGCCUGCUUACGUUCGCCUCCCAGCUCAAAGCAGGAAAGGGCCUCACUAUUGUGGGCUCUGUCAUCGUGGGCAACUUCCUGGAGAACUAUGGUGAAGCUUUAGCUGCCGAGCAGACCAUAAAGCAUCUAAUGGAGGCAGAGAAAGUAAAAGGAUUCUGCCAGCUGGUGGUGGCUGCUAAGCUGAAAGAGGGCAUCUCCCACCUCAUCCAGUCAUGUGGCCUCGGGGGCAUGAAGCACAACACGGUGGUGAUGGGCUGGCCUAAUGGCUGGCGCCAAAGUGAAGAUGCUCGCGCCUGGAAAACUUUUAUUGGCACAGUUCGAGUGACAACUGCUGCUCACCUUGCCCUACUGGUGUCUAAAAACGUCUCCUUCUUUCCCAGCAAUGUGGAGCAGUUUUCUGAGGGCAACAUUGAUGUGUGGUGGAUUGUGCAUGAUGGGGGGAUGCUGAUGUUGUUGCCAUUCCUACUGAAACAGCACAAGGUGUGGCGAAAAUGCAGCAUCCGGAUCUUCACCGUAGCCCAGCUAGAAGAUAACAGUAUCCAGAUGAAGAAGGACCUGGCCACCUUCCUCUAUCACCUGCGGAUUGAAGCAGAGGUGGAGGUGGUAGAGAUGCAUGACAGUGACAUCUCUGCCUACACAUACGAGCGCACACUGAUGAUGGAACAGAGGUCGCAGAUGCUCCGGCACAUGAGGCUGUCCAAAACAGAGCGUGACAGAGAGGCACAGUUGGUGAAAGACCGGAACUCGAUGCUGCGCCUGACCAGCAUUGGCUCGGACGAAGAUGAAGAGACAGAAACCUAUCAGGAGAAGGUGCACAUGACUUGGACAAAAGACAAGUACAUGGCAUCGCGGGGUCAAAAAGCCAAGUCAAUGGAGGGAUUCCAGGACCUGCUUAACAUGCGGCCGGACCAUUCCAACGUGAGGCGGAUGCACACGGCCGUGAAGCUCAAUGAGGUUAUAGUUAACAAGUCCCAUGAAGCAAAGCUGGUUUUGUUGAAUAUGCCAGGGCCACCUCGAAACCCUGAAGGUGACGAAAACUAUAUGGAAUUCCUCGAAGUGCUCACGGAGGGCCUGGAGAGGGUCCUGCUCGUCCGAGGUGGUGGCAGUGAAGUGAUUACCAUUUAUUCAUAAUCGGCUGGAGAACUCUGCUUGACCUCACCUCUCCUAAACGCUUCUGUCCUCCAUGGAAGUGCAGCUGUUUGCUACCACUCCCAUCCAACCAGAUGCUACGUUCUGUACACAGCACCCUCAAUUCUUGAUUAGCUGAGCCUCGCAUUUUCUGCAGAACAGCGAUAAAGGGGUCUGCUGUGUGCACCCAAAUGAUCCGCUGUCCUAACAGAAGCAAAUAUUCCUUCAACAUCAGAACAAUGGUCAAAUCCUAAAAGCCAUGUCUGUAUCAGUAGAAGGCAAGCUGGAAUUAACAAGCUAAGCCAGCAGAUGACUUGCUAAGAGAUGCUAUAAAUUCAGCUGCAGACAAAA
Messenger RNA from Ochotona princeps (American pika), 5844 nucleotides. RefSeq names its product solute carrier family 12 member 6 (gene SLC12A6). The record is from RefSeq and is a predicted model, not a curated record. The transcript has 25 exons. Gene Ontology annotation, molecular function: potassium:chloride symporter activity. Gene Ontology annotation, biological process: chloride transmembrane transport; cell volume homeostasis; chemical synaptic transmission. Bases 2047 to 5496 code for a protein of 1149 amino acids. NCBI's taxonomy places the organism in Eukaryota, Metazoa, Chordata, Mammalia, Lagomorpha, Ochotonidae. Gene Ontology annotation, cellular component: membrane.